This is a messenger RNA of Oncorhynchus kisutch (coho salmon), 2655 nucleotides long. RefSeq names its product eukaryotic translation initiation factor 4Ba (gene eif4ba). The record is from RefSeq and is a predicted model, not a curated record. Gene Ontology annotation, molecular function: RNA binding. Lineage: Eukaryota; Metazoa; Chordata; Actinopteri; Salmoniformes; Salmonidae. Bases 118 to 1731 code for a protein of 537 amino acids. The transcript has 14 exons.
UGAUAGUGACCUACACCAUUGCAAUGCAGCCCUGUAGGUGGACACGUUGCGAAACAUGCACGCGGAAACUUGCGUGCCCACGUCUCCGGGAUCCAGGGCAGGCUGUCGAUCUCCAACAUGGCGGCGUUAGCAGCUAAGAAGAAGGGGAAUAAGAAGGUGAAGACCCUAUCUCUGACUGACUUCCUUGCUGAUGACAAGGGGGGCAAUGCUCCCACAAGUUACGCUCCCACCAAACCCGCUAGCAGCUGGGCAGACGAGACCGAUGACCUGGAAACAGAGGUGUCCACCUCCUGGCAUACAGAGGAGGAUAUGUACAGGGCCCCGGCCAUCGACCGCUCCAUCCUGCCCACAGCACCCCGUUCAGCCCGGGAGCCAAAUGUUGACCGCUCCCGUAUCCCACGUGGUCCCCCUUACACCGCCUUCCUGGGCAACUUGCCCUACGACGUCACUGAGGACUCAAUCAAGGACUUCUUCAGGGGUGUGGGGAUCAGUGCCGUGCGUCUUCCUAGAGAGCCCAGUAACCCAGAGAGGCUGAAGGGUUUUGGCUAUGCUGAGUUUGAUGAUGUGGAAUCCCUCCUGAGUGCCUUGAGUCUAAAUGAAGAGAACUUGGGAAAUAGAAGAAUCCGUGUGGACAUUGCAGACCAGUCUAAUGACAAAGGGAGGGAUAAUCACUCCAUGGGUGGCCGGGACAGGGACCGGGGGGGAGACUUUGGCCCAGACAAGACAGACUGUGAUGACUGGAGGGCACCUCGGCCCAGUGGAGGAGAGAGUGACGACGGGCCGCCUCGGAGAGACGACGCCUUUGGAGACCGAUCACGGGACCGCUACGAGUCAGACAGGCCCAGAGGAGAUGAUCGCUACGGAGGGGGCCAGGACAGGUUCAGGGAUCGCUAUGAUGACCGGGAUCGCAGAGAUGACAGAGGAGGUGGUUUUGGUGGUGGUGGUCGCAGGGCAUUUGGCACUGGUUACAGGCGCGAUGAGGGAGGACAGGAUAGCUACCGGCAGGAUAGCUACCGGUCGGAUAGCUACCGACGGGAUGACUACCGGGUUAGUGGGGAUCGUUAUGGUGACCGUGGUAGUGAUCGAUACGAGAGACGGGAGGAAAGCCGGGAUGACAGAGGUGCUGUCGAGAGGCCCAAGUUGAUCCUGAAGCCCCGUAGCGUACCCAAAGAGAUGGAGCAGAGCAACACCCCGUUUGCCCCCUCAGGCAGGGCUGCCUCCAUCUUCGGCGGGGCUAAGCCAGUGGACACGGCCGCCAAGGAGAGAGAGGUCGAGGAGAGGCUGAAGAGGGAACAGGAGAAACUGCAGCGACAGCUAGAGGACAGGAUCCCAGACCGCAAGCCCAGAGAGAGGCACCCCAGCUGGCGCAGUGAGGACCAACCUGCAGAACGCUCUCGGACGGGCAGCGAGUCUUCCCAACCAGGCAGCCAGUCUGGCAGAGCCUCCAAGCGCAGGGAGAGCGAGCGCUCGGUGGACAGUGGUCGUGAAGAGGAGCCCUCCUCCCCUGUGACCCUGCCCCCUCCCAGGCUGGACGGGCAGCCCCUGAAGGUAGUGUUUGCCCCGCCCCCCAAGGAGAACGCCUGGGCCAAGAGGACCAUGCCCGUUGGGGGCUCCAGUGAGGGCUCGGCUGGGCAACCUGUCGCCCCCAGCAGUGAGACAGCCCCACAGCUCACCAGGUGGGUGUAUAGCAAUCACAACCUCUGGCCUGCACGGACCUCUAGGAUUAUUUGAGAAACUCCUCAAGCUUAGCUGAUGAGGCAAAUAAAAAAGAGGUCGAGCUCAGCGAAUAAGUACAGUAUGCAGCCUUGCUAUAAUGGACGCAGACCCACAUGACAAUAUGGAGGACAAUGCAGACAGACGUGGAAUGAAAGAAGUGAAGAUGUUUGAUGCCAAAAGAGUGAGAUCUCUGCUCUGCACCACAACCUGGCUGGAGCAGCACUACAGCUCCCUUCCUGCUAACCUGCUUCAAUAGAAACCCACCCCACAGUGCUGACUGGCUGCACCAUCAGGACUGUACCUAAACAUAGAGAAAUAAUGACUGGUUUUAAGUAAAAGAGACUGGAGGUUGAAGUUUUAAUCAUUAUAACAAUUUUGAAAGGUGGGGUUGAGAAAACAUGUAUUGCUACGGGCGUCGUCGCCACCCACCACCAGUCUAAAUGCUGGACUAUGUAAGCUGUCUGAGCUCUGUAAGCCUGGUUAUGCUAAUGAUGGAGCGCCUGUGUCCAAGAGGGACAGACAAGAGUUUUAAUAAAAGAAAACAGACAGUCUCCUUAUUUUAGGGGGCUUUGCUGACAUACCUUAACUUCUUUUUGACUAUGAGGGAAGCAAUGUUUGUGUUCCUCUGAUCAUCAUGUAUAGCAGUCAUUAGCUGCUUCUUUCCAGGGUCUUUCCCAAUACACCGUCAAUGGCUUCCUGCUUCCUUCACAGAAAGGAACCGCUUCCUUGUCUCAUCCGGACCUGCCUGGAGGUCAAUGCCAAGGCAACCAUGUCAUGGAAAAUCAUAUGAGCUGUGUGAUAAAUGUUUUGGAGGCAUGCUCUUCACUCACUCUUAUCCAUGUGCCAAGUGUUGACUGGCAUUUAAUGCAGAGGAUGUUUGUAUGUAACCCCACUAUCACAUGUAACUGAAGGAGAUCUCAUUAAAUGUUUCUGGAUGUU